GCGCACUUCUGACGGGUCGAUCUCCGCUGUGCAUUCGCCGCGAUGACAUGACAGGAGUGCCAGUGGCUCCAGGGGUAGCCACGGCUCGGUUCACUUUCCGACGACGCCACCUGUAUUGGUCGGUCAUCUUGGGGCCUUCGAUGACACCUCCGAGGGCUCUAUCGUUUUUGGACAGAGGGGAGAGAUUAUUGCUUGAGCAUCCUUUGAAAAAGGCCAAAGGAGUCCACGCGACGUAUGAAGAAAAAACUGAGAAGUUGUGUGGCGUCUGGCGCCGGGUGCCUCGCGAGUACAAGCGGUUGCUCCGCGAGGGUUCCUUAUACGUGGCUUUGAUAUGGGGUGAUGAAAAGAACAACUCCAUGGAUAGCACUUUGAGCGGUCGCAUUAACAGGUAUCCGGCACUAUCCACGGAAAUGUUUACAUCACUCCUGGAGCCCGAACAGCCACCUGCAGUCUUCGCGAACGGAGCUUGCGACGACGUUCGCCUGCCUGGCCAAGAACCUGGAUGGUGGGGUGGGACCGCAGUAGUUACUGGUGCCGCUGGAGCAGCGCCCAGCUUACACCUAGCUCUGAUUUACAACGGAGUCUUCCCGCCGUCUGGCAAAGAUCAUGCUGUCAGGUGAUGCUCACACUGCCGGAGAAAAAUCAGACUAUUAUAGACGAGAUCCAACCUGUACCUAAACCAAGCUACGAGAUAAACGUCCUUGAAGUAUCAACUCCGGUAUCAGCAGCAGAACUACGCUCACUAUCACGGGGCCGUCUACUUCUGACUGUAGAAGCGGAAGGAGCCCCUGAGCGCCGCAUUUCAGGAAGCGUCAGGCAGAGAGCUGCUUGCGAGGUGUUCCAUUCCCCACUGUUGGCAGAAAGGGCACCCGCCUCUCUUGCUCCUGAAGGCAUGGCUGUGCUGUAUAUUGAUAAGGAGGGAUCUCUUGG
Leguminivora glycinivorella is the source of this 930-nucleotide messenger RNA. Its product is annotated as dorsal-ventral patterning protein Sog-like. The transcript is spliced from 4 exons. NCBI's taxonomy places the organism in Eukaryota, Metazoa, Arthropoda, Insecta, Lepidoptera, Tortricidae. Bases 48 to 620 code for a protein of 190 amino acids. The record is from RefSeq and is a predicted model, not a curated record.